AAGAGGAAGCGGAAGUGUCGGUGAACCCGGAGUGCCCACCGGAGGGUGGAAGAAGCCCUCAACCCAGUCAUGGAGGGGUCUAGUGAGCCGCAGCUGGACGCUAAGGCCAAGGUCACCAACCAGCUGAUAGAUUUUCAGUGGAAGCUGGGCAUGGCCGUGAGCUCGGACAGCUGCAGAUCACUUAAGUAUCCUUACGUUGCUGUGAUGCUCAAAGUGGCGGAUCAUUCGGGCCAAGUGAAGAACAAGUCCUUUGAAAUGACCAUUCCGCAGUUUCAGAAUUUCUACAGACAGUUCAAGGAAAUUGCUGCAAUUAUGGAAACUGUGUGAAAGCUAAUUACUUGGUUGAUGAAUUGCUACCAUUCUAAAAUCAUGGACUUCACUUUCUGCAACCACACUGCCUAAGGAUCAAAUGAUAUUUAUUGAAUGAAAGUUGCACUUUUGGUUUUCCAUUUUUUUAAAUAAUCAAAAUCAGACAAACAGGAAUUACAAAGUUGUGAUUGAUGCCCAACUUUGUGAAUGUACCAAGAGCCACUGAAACCGAACACUUUAAAGGGUGAACUUUGUGGUAUGUGAAUUAUAUUUUUAAAUCAAACAGUGGAAUGAUAUUAAAAGCAACACAAAUUUAUGUAUUAGGCCAAUAGUUUUAAAAAUUACAGGUAAUGUUACCCUUUAUAAAUAAAACCUUAUAUAGAGUCCUUUAUAUAUAGUCUUAUAAAGUAUCUAUAAAUGACAAAAGUAGUGUUUGAUUAGGGUAACAUUACUUUACAAACUCAGUUUUAUAACAUUCACUUGUCACAAACGCAAUCAGUGAGAAGAGUGAGGCUGCUUCUUCUCAAACAUUUGGGCCAGGUUUGGAUUGAUCAUUGUUUUCCUUACGUUAGCCAAGCAUUCAGAUGUUUCUGUUAUUAAUAUUUGUAGAAAUUUCAAAUAUGUGCACAGAUUUACAAAAAUAGGUUUUAUUCUGAGUUCACAUAUACCUAAAUUAAUCUGGUAGCACAGGUUAUUAUGUUAGAUGAUCUCUGUUGGAUUUAUAUUUUUAAAUCUGUUGUUAAAAUAUUUUAUAAAGCUACAGCAGUCAACACUGUAUAUCAUUGCUUAGGAAUAAACAGGUCCCUGGAGUCAACUAGGUGGCCUAGAAAUAGAUCAAGACAUUUAGGGCAAGGAUGGUAUUUCAGUUGGAUGAGAAAACAGGAUUUAUUUAAUAUGUGCUACUAACACUCACAACAUAUGCAAAAGUAAGUUCCAGAUGUACUACUGACCUAAAUAAAAAAGAUAAAAAUGAGAAGUUUUACAGGAUAUUUAUGUUAACUCAGGCUUAGGAAGAUAGCAACUCCCCAUCUAUAAUAGCAAAUAUAAAUAUAAUGGAAAUAAAAAAAUUAAAAAGUUAUAUGUAGGGAAAAAUAGACCAUGAACAAAAACAAAAGACAAAUGCUAGGUUGAUGUUUAAGUUAGUUCUCGGUUUGGAAAACAAAUUGCUUUAACUGUUUUAAAUAGGAAGAGCUUUUAUACAAGAAAUGAGAUGCUUACUCAACUGUGGGACUGAGGGAACAAGUCAGGAGAAAUCAUUGCUGGCUCUUGAAAAUCCAGUAAAGCAGGAAUUUCAGGGAAAGCUCCCACUAAUCUCCGCACACUCUCUACAGGCCAUUUCUGCCAUCAGUCAGCAUGUCAUGAUGAAAUAAAAAACCCUUCCUCAUUUUGGUGAGAUUGCCUCUCACUGGUGAAAGUUAAACCAGGACCCUUUUAAUACAGGUAUCUGGACAAUUGAGCUUCUAGUCUUUUAGCACCUAUGGAGGAGAGAUUUAGAAAAGCAAGAAUGGUGUUGACAGAGUUCCCACUGUGACACAAUGGGUUAAGGAUCCCACGUUGCCGUAGCUGUGGUGUAGGUUGCAGCUGUGGCUCGGAUUUGAUCCCUGGCCCGGGAACUUCCAUAUGCUGUGGCUGUGGCUGAAAAAGAAAAAAAAAGAAUAGCGCUGAGUAUUUCUGUUCUGCUGACAGAAAUAAGGGUUAUUUUGUUCUUUUUGCAGGAGGAUACAUGUACAUGCCAUGUAGAAAUUUCACAAUCGGAAAUUUCAGUCUAGAAAUAGAUCCUUUGGAAUAAAGCCACCAAUAUGUAAAAAUAUUUGCAAAACUGGCUAACCGUUCAUCCACUUCCUGUUGGGGCACACAGGAAGACCGCAUUUCCUAGCCUCCCUUGCAGUUAGGUUGGGAGCUUGUGAUUGGGUUGUAGCCAGUGAAAUCUGUGCAGAAGUGCCCCAAGCCACAUCCAGUCUUUGUCAUAAAUCUUUCCUUGUCUUCCAAGCUCUCUCCCAUGUUGGCUGCUGGAAAUGAAGGAAUCUGAGGUAGUGAAACCAUAAGAUGAAUCCCUGAAUUAUGAUUGGAGGCCAGCUCCUCGUGCUAGCAGCCUGAUUUUGCACCAGGCAGUGAUGUGAGCUAGAAACAAACUUACUGUGGUAAGCUGGUAAGAUUUUUGGAGUGUUUAAACUUGAGCCACACAAGAUAUUUAUAUGAAGAUUUUUAUUGUACCAUUUCCAGUGGCAAAAAAGCAAAAUAAAGGAAAGUGAAUAGCAGUCAAUAAAGAAAUGGUGAAUAAUGCCAUAUCUGUUAUAUCAUACACCUGCCAUUAUCAAUAUGUAUUGACAACAGGUAUUAUCCAUAUUGCUUUAUAAGACUAAAAAUGCAUUCGUAUAUAUUUGAAUUCCAUAUAUAGUGGAAAAUUAAGAAGUAAUGUCCACUAAGUUAUAAGCAUUGGUGAAGAGGAUCAGUUAAAAUUUUAUGAAGUCCGUUGUGCAUUAUAAAAAAUAUGUAUCAUGGUUUUAAAAAAUACUUGAUUAAAAUAUUUGCUUUUAA
Molecule: messenger RNA, 2847 nt
Organism: Phacochoerus africanus (Common warthog)
Lineage: Eukaryota; Metazoa; Chordata; Mammalia; Artiodactyla; Suidae
Gene: COMMD6
Product: COMM domain containing 6
Exons: 4
Coding region: 70-327 (85 amino acids)
Molecular function (GO): NF-kappaB binding
Source: RefSeq, a predicted model, not a curated record